Paramecium tetraurelia is the source of this 660-nucleotide messenger RNA. RefSeq lists its product as uncharacterized. NCBI's taxonomy places the organism in Eukaryota, Ciliophora, Oligohymenophorea, Peniculida, Parameciidae. The record is from RefSeq and is a predicted model, not a curated record. The transcript is spliced from 2 exons.
AUGUUACAAGUUGUGGGUUAAAAGUAAGCGAGAAUUAAAAUUAUACGCGAAAAGUUUGUUAAUGCCAUAUCUAAAGUUAGAUAUUAUGUCUAAAAAUCAUAGAAAUUUAAAAAUAUUUCUGUUGAUGAUCCAGAUUAUCGAAUCAUACAUAGCUUAAUAAAUAGUAGGGUUGUUAAUAGUACUUGGAGCAAAUAAAUAUCAAAAAAGUUUGGCAGAAAACUAUUAAGUAAUUUUGUCAAAGUUUGCGAUGAUGAGGAAAAUAUUAAGUCUUUCAUAUUGAAAAGCAAGUAAGAAUCUAUAGAUAGAAUAAUGAGAAAGAAAUUAGUACAUAUAAUUAGAAAUAUUACAAAAGUACAGAAGAAAGAAAAAAUUGAUAUAAAUAAGAUUGAUUUAUUUUAUGGGAGAUUUCAUUAAUAAAUAUAUGAAGAAAUAAAGAAUGAAAAAUUAGAAGAACGCAAAAAGUAAAAGUAGAAACUUGAAAGCAUUAAGUAGGAAAGCAAAAUCAGAACACAAAUCUUAGCAAUGAACUCCAAUUUUAGACAAUUGGAAAAAUUAUAAACAUCACUUUCCAUGGCUAUUUUCGAAAUUAAUCAAAAUGAAUUUGAGAUUGAUGGUCUUAUAUCAGAACUUAAACAAUAAUUGCUAUUAGUUAAAAUUUGA